CCUUGUUUUACUAUACCGGUGUAGUUUCUGAUUAACAAAAAUAGAGGAAGUCGUACUCAAAAGUGAUAACAAAAUAUCAGAUUUUCGAAUUAAUUUUUGUUUUAUAUAAAAUUUCAGAUAAAUCUGUAGAUUGGUGGUCCUUCGGUGUAUUAGUUUAUAUGAUGUUGGUAGGAAAAACCCCAAUUGAUAUCUAUCUGCAAGGGUUAAACAGUCCAUCUACCUCUACAAUCAUGUGCCAAACUAUUAAGGUUACAGACAGUUUAGAUCCAAGUUCAAUAUUUCCUCUAGAUUUAUCCCAAGAAGCGAAAUCUUUCAUCACGCAACUCCUGCAGAAAGAUGUUAAAAAGCGAUUGGGUUCGAGAAACGAAGAAGAAAUUAGAAAACACGAGUUUUUAAAGGGCAUGCCCUGGCCACUAGCAACACGUUAGUUGUACGGUGCACUUUUAAAAAGUCAUGUAAAAGUAUUACACUAUUAUUAAAUUUUGUAAAUUAUUUCCUAAAUAUACGGCGAUUUUGCGGUCAGGAAACGAA
Molecule: messenger RNA, 531 nt
Organism: Centruroides sculpturatus (bark scorpion)
Lineage: Eukaryota; Metazoa; Arthropoda; Arachnida; Scorpiones; Buthidae
Product: serine/threonine-protein kinase WAG2-like
Exons: 3
Coding region: 159-428 (89 amino acids)
Source: RefSeq, a predicted model, not a curated record